AGGGGAGAGAGAGAAAUCAAAGAGGAAAGAGAAACCUGAAACAUCCAGAAACCUGAAAAUCUAAACCUGAGGAUUUUGUAUCACCCCACUACCUUUACCCCGCACUUCUUCAACUGCUGCUUUCCUUUUUUUUAUUUUUUAUUUUUCUUUAUUUGUUUGUUUCUUUGCUUUUUUGUGUUUUUUUUUUCCGGGGACUGACUCCCAAUCCGUGAGGCAAAGGAGGAAAGAACUGAAGGGGAGACCACUGGCAGAAACCAGAGAGAACAAGGAACGUGAAAGAGCAAAAAAAAGCACUGAAUCUGAAGAUGUUCGAAAUUAGCCGAACACUCAACGCAGCGUUGUUGAGCAAUGAGCAUCUCAAGAUGAUGGCGAGGUACGGGCAGCUCUCGGGACUAGCAGCCAGUGGCGCGGGCUCCGUCCCCGAGACGCACUCGCCGCUAUUUCCCAGGGAUCCCCUGUCGACGCCAGCCCAGCUGGGCUACAGGUCACCCCUGGGGUCGACAGAGACUCAGUGGCGUCAGGCAGAGCUCCCGCAGCUCCAGGGCUGGGCAGAGAAAGGACUGCUGACACAGCCAAAGAUGAUCAUCAGUAACAUGGAGGCCCCGGUGUCAAACGGCCCCAGCGGCAACACCUCCAACGGACCGACCACCAACAGCCGCGGCUGCCCCUCCCCGAUGCAGACCGGCGGCGCCACGGACGACAGCAAGACCAACCUCAUCGUCAACUACCUGCCCCAGAACAUGACCCAGGAGGAGUUCCGCAGCCUGUUCGGCAGCAUCGGAGAGAUUGAGUCCUGCAAGCUUGUCCGUGACAAGAUCACAGGACAGAGUCUUGGAUACGGGUUUGUUAACUACAUUGACCCAAAGGAUGCAGAGAAGGCCAUCAACACAUUAAACGGACUGAGACUCCAGACCAAAACAAUCAAGGUGUCGUACGCACGGCCAAGCUCCGCCUCCAUCCGCGAUGCCAACCUGUAUGUGAGCGGCCUGCCCAAGACCAUGACCCAGAAGGAGCUGGAGCAGCUCUUCUCCCAGUAUGGACGCAUCAUUACCUCUCGCAUCCUGGUCGACCAGGUCACUGGCCCCACAGGCGGCUCCCGGGGCGUGGGCUUCAUCCGCUUUGAUAAGAGGAUAGAGGCCGAGGAGGCCAUCAAGGGCCUGAACGGGCAGAAGCCGUCCGGCGCCGCCGAGCCAAUCACCGUCAAGUUCGCCAACAACCCCAGCCAGAAGACCAGCCAGGCCCUGCUGUCCCAGCUGUACCAGUCCCCCAACCGGCGCUACCCUGGGCCCCUGCACCACCAGGCCCAGCGGUUCAGGCUGGACAAUUUGCUUAAUAUGGCCUAUGGCGUAAAGAGGUUCUCCCCCAUCACCAUUGACAGCAUGACCAGCCUGGUGGGCAUGAACAUCCCGGGCCACACAGGGACCGGCUGGUGCAUCUUCGUGUACAACCUCUCCCCCGACUCCGACGAGAGCGUUCUCUGGCAGCUGUUUGGGCCGUUCGGCGCCGUCAACAACGUCAAGGUGAUCCGCGACUUCAACACCAACAAGUGCAAAGGCUUCGGCUUCGUCACCAUGACGAACUACGACGAGGCGGCCAUGGCGAUCGCCAGCCUCAACGGCUACAGGCUGGGCGACCGCGUCCUCCAAGUCUCCUUCAAGACCAACAAGACGCACAAGUCUUGA
Gadus chalcogrammus (walleye pollock) is the source of this 1682-nucleotide messenger RNA. It is a transcript of the gene elavl4, whose product is annotated as ELAV like neuron-specific RNA binding protein 4. Gene Ontology annotation, molecular function: RNA binding. The coding region runs from base 306 to 1682 and encodes 458 amino acids. Gene Ontology annotation, cellular component: ribonucleoprotein complex. The record is from RefSeq and is a predicted model, not a curated record. The transcript has 9 exons. NCBI's taxonomy places the organism in Eukaryota, Metazoa, Chordata, Actinopteri, Gadiformes, Gadidae.